CGUGAACCGUAAAGCCCAAUGAAGCUCUGAUGGAGAGAAUUGGAGAAAGAUUUGAAUGAGAUAAAAGUAAAAAAAAAAAAGAAAUUAGUCCGCGGCCAACAACUAACAAAAAUGGCGCACAGGAUGACGAAUCGCAGUGGAUAAACAAAAAAGCCAUGCCACCACUCCUCCAGCUUCACCAUCUCCAGCUCCAACCCUGUAACUCUUUCCCACUCCCGCCGUUAGAAUGUUUUCUCCAGAGAUUCCCUCUCUCGACCCAUGUCAAGAAGAGAUUCCAAUCACCACCGCCUUCCUUCCACUUCUUCUCUCUCUCCAAACACCCCCACAUCCGCUUCUGCUCUCAAGACGAUUUCUUCGACCAAAUUUCGGGUACCCAGUUGCCCGAAUCGCCUCAACCCGACGGAUUCGAAGCCAACGAGGAGCUCGAAUUGCACGAUAAGCCGUCCCCUGUCACUACCACCACCGUCGACAACAAUGGGGCGCCAUUGGAGGAAGUGGAUGAUGAAGAGGUAAGGAAAAGGGAUGAAGCCCUAGCUCCAUUUUUGAAGUUCUUCAAACCCAGGGAUGCUUCUGGGGAAGUGAUUGGAGAUGGGAUUAGUGAUUUAGGCGAUGGUGCGGAGAAGAAGGAAGGGGAGAUUGAUGAUAAGAAGAAGUUGGUGAAUGUGGAGUAUUAUGAGCCCAAGGCAGGAGAAUUUGUGGUGGGAGUUGUGGUUUCAGGCAACGAGAAUAAGUUGGAUGUGAGUAUUGGGGCGGAUUUGUUGGGCACGAUGCUGACUAAAGAAGUGAUGCCUUUGUGUGGGAAGGAGAUGGAUGGUUUGUUGUGUGAUUUGGAAGACGAGGAGGAUUGUGGGGAGUUUCUGAGGAAAGGGAAGAUUGGGAUUGUUAAAGAUGAGAUUGCUUUGAGUGGUGGGACAGGGAUAGGGAGGCCUGUUGUGGAGACUGGGACUGUUCUGUUUGCUGAGGUUCUUGGGAGGACAUUGAGUGGCCGGCCAUUGCUUUCGACUCGACGGCUGUUCAGAAGGAUUGCUUGGCACCGAGUGAGGCAGAUAAAGGAACUCAAUAUGCCAAUUGAGAGUAAGAUUACUGAGUGGAAUACUGGUGGACUUCUUACAAGAAUUGAGGGACUACGAGCUUUCCUUCCAAAGAUCGAGCUAGUGAGAAGGGUGAACAACUUCAAGGAGUUAAAAGAAAAUGUGGGUCGUCGAAUGAACGUAUUGAUAACUCGGAUAAAUGAGAGUAAUAACGACUUAAUACUGAGUGAAAAAGAAGCUUGGGAAAUGUUGAACCUUCAGGAGGGAACACUUAUUGAAGGAACAAUUAAGACCAUUUUCCCUUAUGGAGCUCAAGUGAGAAUAGGGGAAAGUAACAGAAGUGGGCUCUUGCAUAUCUCAAAGAUCAGCGGAGCACGGGUUACUGCUGUCGAGGAUGUACUCAAAAUCGACGAGAAGGUCAAAGUCUUGGUGGCAAAAUCAAUGCUUCCUGGCAAAAUAUCUCUCAGUACUGCUGACCUGGAAAGUGAGCCUGGACUAUUCCUAUCCGAUAGAGAGAGAGUAUUUGCUGAGGCAGAAGACAUGGCUAGAAAGUAUAGGCAAAAGCUACCUGCUUCUCCGAAAUCCCAGAAAUCAGCAACACCUCCAACCAACUCUAGCUCAUUUGACGACGAACCGAUUCUGUAUGCAAAUUGGAAGUGGUUGAAGUUUGAAAGGGACGACGAAGGAGAAUGAUCUUCAAAGGCCAUGCUCCUUUGCCCCAAAAAACCUCAAACUGAUGGAAUCCUGCUACCAGGCCAUUGUUUUCCUCCACGCAGAAAGCAGGUGACUUUGUGUGCAUCAAUGAUACGUAUGUGCGUUUCAGAUUCAUGAUCCACUUAAAGAGUCUACUACAGCUUACAAUGAUCACUCCCUCAACUAAUCAUCUGAUCUGUUGUUGUACUUGUACACUAGCUUGCUUGUAUCACACACAUGGCAUUCUUUUUUCCGGCAACUGCUGAUUUUGUAUUAUUUUUUCAGCAGCAAUACAAAGCUGUGUUUUCUUUUGCUCAGAUGAUUCCAUGGAUGUGCAUUUGCAUCUCGGAUCCCAUUACUCACUGAUGCUGAAUAAGACAGCAUGCCAAUUUUCAAAGGCAGUUGCCAGAGAGUUACUUAGCAAGGCUGCUACAGCCUAAUAGCUGCUGUGGUAGCUAAUUAGCUGCUAUUUCCAAGCUGUGAUUAUUCAAGGAACUC
Messenger RNA from Linum tenue, 2222 nucleotides. NCBI's taxonomy places the organism in Eukaryota, Viridiplantae, Streptophyta, Magnoliopsida, Malpighiales, Linaceae. The record is from the annotation of a GenBank genome assembly.